GCAGUGUAGCAAAAGCCACCACAAAAAGGACAGUUCUUGUCAGACAAGGUGGGGUUUCCUCCUCCAUCUCAGCACCAACCUUUUCUAUCUGCCUCUGGACCACCUGCUUUAUGUUUUAUUAGUCAGCUGCGUUUAAUAAUAGCCUCAUUUUGAUGCUAUUUUGAAAGAGCUCAUUUGGAUCAAGAAUGUGCCGAAAGCUUUGGGCGCAGCAGUGAGACAGCAUCUUUUUACUGGUGACACGUCACUAUCAUCUCCAGUGGACAAGCGUUACUUCUCCCAAAGCCCCAGCGGAAGACCAUGUCGGACAAAAGUGACCUGAAAGCCGAGCUGGAGCGCAAGAAGCAGCGACUGGCCCAGAUCAGGGAGGAGAAAAAGAGAAAAGAAGAGGAGCGGAAAAAAGAGGUCAUUAAAAAAGCAGAAAGCCAACAGAAGACGGAGGCCAGCGCAGAGGAUUCAGACUUGGACCGCAAGCGUCGAGAAACUGAGGCUCUGCUGCAGAGCAUUGGCAUUUCACCAGAGCCUCCUCUAGUGCCCAAUCCUUUGUCCCCGUCCAAAUCAAUGAGCACACCCAGUGAAACGGGGAGCCAGGACUCAGCUGAGGGGGGAGCAGCAGGCAGGUCAGGUUUCUCAAAAAACAAGUCCCAGGUACAAAGGACACUGCAGUGGGACACAGACCCCACGGUGCUGCAGCUGCAGGCCGAUUCCGAGCUCGGGCGCAGGAUGCUCAAGCUGGGGGCCACCAAGAUCACACAGGUGGACUUCCAGCCAAGAGAGGUGGUCUUGUACAGCAAGGAGACUCAAACGCCGCUCACCGCCCACUUAUCUGAAGAAGAGGAAGAAGAAGACGAAGAAGUGAUGGAAACACAGGAGGUGCAGGAUGAAGAUGACAAGGAACACAAAGAAGGUCCUUGCCCUGCGCUACGGGAACUGACGGAGGAGGAAAGGCAGCAAAUACUUCACUCCAGCGAGUUUCAGACAUUCUUCGACUGCAGCAUCCGGGUGAUGGAGCGAGCUCUGGCCGAGAGCGCUGACGUCUUUUUCGACUACAGCGGUCGAGCCCUGGAGGACAAGGAAGGAGAUCUGGCUGGAGGCUCCAGUUUGUCAUUCAGUAGACUUUUCUACGACGAGCAUUGGUCCAAACAUCGCGUUGUCACCUGUCUUGACUGGUCCCUUCAGUAUCCUGAGUUGCUCGUGGCCUCCUAUAACAACAAUGAAGAUGCCCCCCAUGACCCAGACGGUGUGGCCCUGGUGUGGAACAUCAAGUUCAAAAAGGCAACACCUGAGUACAUCUUUCACUGUCAGUCUCCAGUGGUGUCCGUGGGCUUUGCCAGGUUCCACCCCAACCUGGUGGUGGGCGGGACCUACUCGGGCCAGAUCGUCCUAUGGGACAAUCGCAGUCACCGACGCACCCCCGUCCAGAGGACUCCCCUGUCAGCCGCUGCACACACCCACCCUGUGUACUCGGUGAAGGUGGUGGGCACCCAGAAUGCCAACAACCUGAUAAGCGUGUCAACAGACGGCAGGAUGUGCUCCUGGAGCCUGGACAUGCUGGCUCAGCCUCAGGAGACUAUGGAACUGGUGUACAAUAAAUCCAGACCAGUGGCAGUGACUGGCAUGGACUUCCCUGCUGGAGAUGUCAACAAUUAUGUGGUGGGCAGCGAGGAGGGCACCGUGUACACUGCAUCCAGACAUGGCAGCAAGGCAGGGAUCUGUGAGAUGUUCGAGGGCCAUCAGGGGCCCGUGACAGGGAUCAGUUGCCACAACGCUGUGGGCGCCGUGGACUUCUCCCAUCUUUUUCUCACUUCCUCUUUCGACUGGACCGUCAAGCUUUGGAGCACCAAGCACAACAAGCCUCUCUACUCCUUCGAAGACAACGCAGACUACGUCUACGACGUCAUGUGGUCGCCCGCACACCCGGCCGUCUUCGCCGCCGUCGACGGGAUGGCUCGUCUCGACCUCUGGAACCUCAACGACGACACAGAGGUGCCCAGCGCCAGUGCCACCAUCCCAGGGGCCUCGGCCCUGAACAGAGUGCGCUGGUCAUCCGGGGGCAAGGACGUGGCUGUUGGCGACUCGGAAGGACGAGUGUGGGUCUACGAUACUGGAGAGCUGGCCGUGGCCCACAGCGACGACUGGACACGCUUCGCCCGCACGCUGAUGGAGAUCCGAGCCAACCGUGCGGACGGCGAGGAGGAGGGGCCAAUGGAGCUGGCGUCUUAGACCUCCCGUGGCGUGUUGGUGUUGUGUCAUGUUGCUUCUUGUCCUGUGCUGGGGGUGUCCACAUGUUUUCAUCAAUCACAGGAAAUAAAUACGCAAAGUGGAGUAAAAGAGCAAAAAGGGCGUCAAGUGAAAAGAAAAAGUAUGAUGCACAAUUGACCGACAACUUCCUGCUGGUCAACAAAGAUCCCGAGUGACAUCUCCUAUGUUUUCAUGUCCUUGGUGCACACCUGCUCGGCAACUGACUUGAUUGGGGCGCUCUAAACUGGCCUUUCAGGGGCCUGAUAAGGUUUGAUGUGUUUUGAUUUGCUCACCCUACCUAAAAAAGGUUAUCUUGCCUCAAUUGUAAAAUGUUAACUGUCCAAUAUUUGUUUUCUUGAAACAAAUCUAUAUCUGCUAUUGGCUCUGAAAAUGAAAAUAAAAAUGGCCUUUAUAUUUGUCAAUUUUUCAUUGGAAAAUGUUUGGACACCCCUGAUAAAAAGGGUAAUUACAUAUGUAUGUAUGUAUGUAUGUAUGUAUGUAUGUAUUUGUAGAGGACACCCCUGAUAUAAAGUGUCAAUACUUACAUAUGUAUGUAUGUAUGUAUUUGUAGAGGACACCCCUGAUAUAAAGUGUCAAUACUUACAUAUGUAUGUAUGUAUGUAUUUGUAGAGGACACCCCUGAUAUAAAGUGUCAAUACUUACAUAUGUAUGUAUGUAUGUAUUUGUAGAGGACACCCCUGGUAUAAAGUGUCCAUACUUACAUAUGUGUGUAUGUAUGUAUUUGUAGAGGACACCCCUGGUAUAAACUGUCAAUACUUACAUAUGUAUGUACGUAUGUAUUUGUAGAGGACACCCCUGAUAUAAAGUAUCAAUACUUACAUAUGUAUGUACGUAUGUAUUUGUAGAGGACACCCCUGAUAUAAAGUGCCAAUACUUACAUAUGUAUGUAUGUAUGUAUUUGUAGAGGAAACCCCUGAUAUAAAGUGUCAAUACUUACAUAUGUGUGUACGUAUGUAU
This is a messenger RNA of Entelurus aequoreus (snake pipefish), 3216 nucleotides long. RefSeq names its product cytoplasmic dynein 1 intermediate chain 1 (gene dync1i1a). The record is from RefSeq and is a predicted model, not a curated record. Gene Ontology annotation, biological process: transport along microtubule. Gene Ontology annotation, cellular component: cytoplasmic dynein complex. Lineage: Eukaryota; Metazoa; Chordata; Actinopteri; Syngnathiformes; Syngnathidae. The transcript is spliced from 18 exons. Bases 298 to 2220 code for a protein of 640 amino acids. Gene Ontology annotation, molecular function: dynein light chain binding; dynein heavy chain binding.